This is a messenger RNA of Aureococcus anophagefferens, 774 nucleotides long. RefSeq lists its product as hypothetical. Lineage: Eukaryota; Pelagophyceae; Pelagomonadales; Pelagomonadaceae. The record is from RefSeq and is a predicted model, not a curated record. The transcript has a single exon. Bases 1 to 774 code for a protein of 257 amino acids.
AUGGCCUGGUUCGACAAUAUCACGCGCGCGCGCGCCCUCGAGACGAGCGAAGUACCGCGCAUCUUCGCCCUGGUCAACGACGAGGGCUACGACAACCAGUGCGGCCACGGCGGCCCGGAGAGCCCCGACGGCGCGGAGGAAUUCUGCAAAGCCGCGCAGGCCUGCGAGCAGCGCCUCGUCGAGGCGCGGCGCCGCCACUUCGAGGAGACGCCCCUCGGCGGCCGGGGCGGCGCGGCGGACUACGACGCCGACCUGACGGGCGUCGCGGCGGCCGAGCUGGAAGCUCUGUUCGAGUACUGGGCGCCGGCGAAGGAGCGCGACUUAUUGACGAAAGACGUACCCGCGGUCUGCUUCUCCUGCGCCGUCGACGCGCUCUACUUCGGCGAGGCCACGACCGCCCGCUUCUUCGGUCGCCUCGGCGCGUUCGCGGGCGUCGCGGCGGAGCUCGGGAUGGAAAACAUGCGAGCGGACCUCAAGUCCGCGGCGCCCGACGCCCGGGCGCGCGUGCGGCCGCUCGUCGACGCGCUCCGGGCGACGACGUCCGACCGCGCCCUCGUCGCGUGGCUCAAGCCGCGGAUCCCCUGCGCGUGCCUCGCGGCGCUCUGCGCGCCGGGCCGCUGCCUCAACUGCAUGAAGCCCUGCGAGAAGCCGAAGAAGUGCGGGCGGUGCAAGGACGUCACCUACUGCGACCGCGACUGCCAGGCCGCGGACUGGAACCGCCACCGCUACGAGUGCCGGCCGUGCCCGAAGGAGGAGGCGGCGGCGCCCGAGUAA